Molecule: messenger RNA, 1175 nt
Organism: Rhodamnia argentea
Lineage: Eukaryota; Viridiplantae; Streptophyta; Magnoliopsida; Myrtales; Myrtaceae
Product: NADPH-dependent aldo-keto reductase, chloroplastic
Exons: 5
Coding region: 61-1011 (316 amino acids)
Cellular component (GO): cytosol
Molecular function (GO): aldose reductase (NADPH) activity
Source: RefSeq, a predicted model, not a curated record
CUGCUGCGUCUUCUUCCUUCCCUGCAAAUCUUGAAUUUCUAGAGAGAGAGAGAGAGAGAGAUGAAGAGUGAUAGGGCACGUUUGAACUGUGGCACAACAAUCCCAGUCCUGGGAUUUGGCACUUACGCUGACCCAUUGGACUUGAAGGCUGCAGAAUCGGCCGUCCAUAUGGCUGUCGAGGUAGGUUACAGGCACUUCGAUACAGCGAAAGUCUAUGGAUCGGAGCCAGCGGUUGGAAGGGCGCUGACGGUGGCCAUUGACGAGGGCGCUGUGGAGAGAGAGGACAUCUUCCUAACGUCGAAGCUGUGGGGCUGUGACCACCAUGAUCCUGUUCCCGCUCUCAAAAGAACUCUCCAGGACCUCGGGAUGGAGUACUUGGACAUGUACCUGGUGCACUGGCCACUGAAGCUGAAGCCGGGGGCAAACAAGGCUGUGCCCGAGGAAGACGAGUUCGAGCCGGAGCUGGACAUGGAAGCGACAUGGCGUGGGAUGGAGAGGUGCUUCGACUCGGGCUUGUGCCGUGGGAUUGGCGUUAGCAAUUUCUCCUCCAAGAAGAUUGAGAGGCUUUUGGAUUUUGCUUCUGUCCCUCCUGCCAUCAAUCAGGUGGAGAUGCACCCGAUGUGGAGGCAGGGGAAGCUGAGAGAAGUGUGCGGAGAGAACAAGAUCCAUGUGAGCGCUUAUUCACCCCUGGGAGCUCCUGGCAAUGCCUGGGGAUCCACAGCUGUUGUGGACAGUCCCAUCAUUCAAUCCAUUGCUCUCAAGCACAAUGCCACCCCUGCUCAGGUUGCUCUCCAAUGGGGAGUAUCGAAAGGAGCGAGCGUGAUUGCAAAGAGCUUCCGCAAAGACAGGAUGGAAGAGAACACGGGUGCCCUUGAUCUCGGAUUGGAUGACCGAGACCUCCUCAACAUCGACAGGCUCGAGGAGAGGAAGUUCGUCAGAGCUGAUGUUUAUGUUAAUCAAACGACAAGCCCCUACAAGACGCUUGAAGAGCUCUGGGACGAUGAGAUUUGAAUUUGAGACCCCCACAGAAGUUUGCUCGUGUUUUUCUAUUGUGUGCAUACGUAUGGUUGUUGCCCUGUAAGUCAUUGAAAAGGGCAUCAUCAUCAUAUGUAGUGAAGUGACGAUUCUUGAUGGAUCAAUGUGGAAAAUAAGCAACAGAAACGUGUUUACGCAAC